UGUAAUGAUUGGUACUAAGACAACCCAUAAAUCUCGGUUAAUUCAUUCGGUUUUGUUUUUAUUUAAUUUUCCUGCACUAAUCAACAUAUUUUUCAAUUUUCAAUUUAUAACCCCAACCCCGCGAUUUUAAAUUGUUGUGUGCGUAUUAAUCAUUAUAUUUCUGAAUGGGAUAUUCGAAAUUGUGUGUUGCUGUUUUGGAUGUUAGAUCCAUUCGUGUGUUUUCAUCGGCUAUAAAAUUCUCAUAUUCAGAUACAAGAAGCAAAACCAAGCUUCUGCCAUAGUUAACUGUCUUUUAUAACUACAGUAACUAGCUUAACAAAGUUUAAGUGCUUAAUUUGUGUUACACUCUGAAGUCUGAAGAACCUUAUGUUGGUGUAGUAUACUCUCUCGUCUUGCGGAAAGUGAAAAUACAUAAUAAAGCUAUCGCAUGCCUUCCGUUGUCGUCGUCGUCCUCGUCUUUGAAAAAAAAAUAAUAAACUCCCAAGGCACAAAACAAAUAGCUUCCUAUAUAGAUUAAUUUGAGAAGCAUCCUUCCUUUCUCGCAACUCGACAUCGUACGUGUUUAUGCUUCCUUCCUUACGUUGUCGUCGUCGCGCGAUUCGUUCGUCUCAACUUAACUCAACUCAAGGAUACCACCACUUACAUUCAUCAUCACAGCUCUUGUUAUAAUAAAAUUAAAAGGAAAAAUAAAAAUACACAUUCGCACACAAAAUAAAAUAAAACGGAUUACGCAAUUAAAAAUAAAAUUAACAUCUUUUCUGUGUAUAUCCUUCGGUAUUCUCAACACUGAAACACUUAACUCAAUUAGGAUUAGAAAUAAAUGCAAAUGAAAGAAAUAUGAAAUUAGAAAUUGUUAUAAGAGUAUGAAAUAAAAUAUAACUCAAUUAAUUAAUCCUUAUUCAGUCUGGUUCAAUUAUUUGUUUUCUACGACUUGCUGUUAUAUUUUUUUGCAAGUUUAAAAACGUAUCUAAGUCAAGUUUGUCAUUAGCAAUAUUAGAAUGUACUUGCACUCUUUACCAUGACCCUUGACACGGAUUAUAGUGCAGAAGCAGUAUGCGGUAAAGUGCAUCAAAUCAAUCUUUUUCCUGAGCAAUCCGGAGAAAUGUUUUAAUUAGUUUAAAUUUAACCAAUUCGCCAUCAGGUGAAAAUUGUGUGUGAUUUAUCAAAUGAUUCUCUGUGUAUCGAAUGAUUACGAAAGAGCAUUUGUAAUGGCUUACAUUUUUAGGUUGUGAUGUUAUUUAAGUUUCGAUUGUAAUUAUUUGUUUGGAAUAUCGUUGAAAUUGUUUGUUUUUUUUUGUUGGCAAUUUGUCGUGAUUUAUGAUGAUUUCACAACGUGUGUUUGAUUGAAGUUAUACAAAUUGAUCGAAUUCACAAUAAAAUACCGGUUACAAAUUGCUAUAACUUAAUGUCAAAAUUAAUCUAUUAAAACACCAAGUUUGCAUGUGUAAAAGUGAUACAAAAUUUACUAGUGCUCAAACAAAACAAGAAAUAGUACAAAAAUAACAAAGAAAUCAAUUAAAAAUAAUGAUUAUAAGUGAUGAUAAAUAAGUGUUCGUGACUUAGAAAAGGAUAUAAAAUAAAUACAAGAAUACAGCACAUCAUAUAUCCUUUUUUUUUCAUAUUCAACAUAUUUUAACUACUGUAAGAAAAUAUAUAAUUGAUAAGUUCCCUGUGGCACGCUGUGGCAAUACGUGGAUACAUAAUUAAGGAUAUUUUCUUUAUGGAAGACGAAUCAAUUGCAGAAAAUUUAAAGAGGUUAAACACACCGUUCCCUACAAGCAGUUGGAUGGCUACUCAACCGCCCAAGCUCAAGACUCGCACAAGCAAAAAGGAAGUGACUAACAUGGCAAUUGUCCUGAAGACCCUUUUAAAUUUCUCUCAAGUGCUAUGUCGUUAGGAAAGAACAACUUUACAACUAAAGCUUGAAAGUGGAAAGUGGAACACGACGACACGAAGAUUCCACCGCAAAAACUGAUUUGGAUUUUCGAACAAAAAGAGUAGUAUGGGGCUUUGUCGACAGGAGCUUAGGUGAAGUCUAGGGUUCCGAACCUACCCACCUAGAGAAGAAACGAAUAUUUGGAUGUGUCCAGGACAACGUGUAUGUUUCUGUCCAAUUUCUUCCACAAUGUCCGCACCAUAGUCUUUUUUUAAAACAAAAAUAGAAGGAAACAAGCAUUAAGUGGAUUUCGUUGCUAUUUGCCUUAGUAUUGAAAACCGCAGGAACAAACACAUACAGACAAAAAAUUGUAAUGAAUGUCCUCUGCUGUUAAAUUGAGAAAGGCAAAAGUGGCAGCAACGUGUGUGACGACACCAGCAGCGACGCUGACGCCGAGUCAAAUAGAACAGCAGCAUCAACGAGAACUAUUGCUGCUUCGGCGAACGAAGAAAGGUGACCACGACGAAGAAGAAGAAGCCUUCAAGGGGGAUAGCUCUAACCACAGCAGAAUCCUUGUCGAGGAAGCUAAAUUGAAUUGCCCUUGGUGGCGAACCAUUCGCCAUAAUGGUUAUGGUUGUAGUUUACUUUUAUCUGCUUGCUUCACCGUAUAUUGUGAAAUGCGUUGGUGGCGGUAGCAGUAGGGGCAGCAAUAGUGUCAUGAGUGGAACUGCUAGUCUUAGCACUGGCAUUGGUUCCGGUUCAAAUAGUUUAAGUAGCAAUAAUCCAGGUGGUGGCAAUGGCGGUAGUAGUAAUAGCGGAAGCAACAGCAACAUUUCCGGUAGUGAUUUACCGGGUGGAGGAGGAGGUGGUCACAGUAGUAGCAGUAGUAGUGGCAGCAGCAGUAGCAGUGGCAGUAGUAAUCGCAACACUGGCGACAGUACACGAAGUCGAGUUAGUAAUGACCAACAAUUACCUCCCACAUUAUCGUCACGCAUUGUGCAUACUCGAAACGGAGCCAUAUCGGGAGUAAUUGUGCAGCUAGAGGGCCGCCAUUUAGAUCCGGUCGAAUCAUAUCGGGGGAUACCGUACGCUUCUCCACCCAUUGGAAAUUUACGUUUUAUGCCACCGGUAUCUGCGGCGAUGUGGUCGGGCGUUAAAAAGGCUGACAGAUUCAGCCCUGUUUGCCCGCAACGUCUUCCUGAUAUCGCCAACGAAACAGCCGCAUUGGAUCGAAUGCCAAAAGGCCGACUUGAAUAUCUAAAGCGAUUACUGCCAUAUCUAAAGAACCAAUCAGAGGAUUGCCUUUAUUUGAAUAUCUACGUACCGAUACAAGUUGGGUCCAGGGAUUCAUCUAACAGUAACAGUGGGAGCAAUAGUGGUGGCAGCAGUGGCAGCAACAGUGGUGGCAGUGGUCAAGCCAAAUAUCCAGUAUUAGUAUUUGUUCAUGGAGAAUCGUACGAGUGGAAUAGUGGAAAUCCUUAUGAUGGUUCAGUACUGGCAAGCUUUGGUCAGAUUCUCGUUGUCACAAUUAAUUAUCGUCUUGGCAUUCUUGGUUUUCUAAACGCCAAUACAGAUCGAUACUCUAAACUUCCAGCCAACUAUGGUCUAAUGGACAUCAUAGCAGCUCUGCAUUGGCUGAAAGAGAAUAUAGCAGCAUUUGGAGGGGACCCACAGAGCAUAACAAUAGCAGGACAUGGCACAGGAGCCGCCUGUGUUCACUUUCUAAUCUCAUCUAUGGCUGUACCUGAAGGAUUACUUUUCAAUCGUGCUAUCCUAAUGUCUGGUUCCGGACUAACACCAUGGUCAUUGGUUGAUAAUCCAUCAAAGUACGCAGCAAUUGUUGCGCAUCAUGUUAAUUGUUCACCCGAACUGCCACAUGCUCACCUCAUGAAGUGCCUGCGGGAUAAACCACUCGAUCAAUUAUUGUCCGUGCCAAUACGUGAACCUGAAUUCGGUUACGCAUUCGGACCUAGCAUUGAUGGUGUGGUCAUUGAUGGUGGCGAAGCAGUUGCAUCCUACGCUACAAUGGGUAGUCGUCAAGAGAAUAUUGUUCUCAUGAGGAAAACCGCCAUAAACAAGUUAUCGAGAUACGAUUUAAUGGCAGGAGUGACGCGUGCUGAAGCAUUCUUUUCAUUUAACUCUGGAGAUGUUCAAUAUGGCAUAGAAGCAGAUAGACGUUCUAAAAUUCUUAAAGCCUAUGUCCGAAAUACGUAUACCUAUCAUUUGAAUGAAAUAUUUGCAACCAUUGUAAAUGAGUAUACUGAUUGGGAACGACCAGUUCAGCAUCCAAUUAAUAUCAGAGAUGAGACAUUGGAAGCACUAAGUGAUGCUCAGGUUGUUGCACCAGCUGCACAAACGGUAGAUUUGCAUUCAGCUGACCACAGAAAUUCCUAUUUGUACGUGUUCGAUUAUCAAACCAAGUAUGGAGAUUUCCCACAGAGACAAGGAUGUAUUCACGGUGAGGAGUUGCCAUAUGUUUUUGGUGCACCCCUAGUGGGUGGAUUCCACCACUUCAGCAGAAACUAUACAAAGUCUGAAAUUGGUCUGUCGGAAAUCGUAAUGCUUUAUUGGUCGAAUUUCGUAAGAAAAGGGAAUCCAAAUGAACAAAUGGAAGGGGAUCAUGGGAGUAGACAAGAAAGAAGCAGAUACAAAACUGUUGAAUGGACUGCAUACGAAAGUGUUCACAAGAAAUAUUUAAAUUUCGAUACAAAACCGAAAUUAAAAAACCAUUAUCGAGCGCACCGAUUAUCGUUCUGGCUGAACUUAAUACCAGAUUUACAUAAGCCGGGUGGUGAUGAUGUGCCCGCAUCGCAUCAUCAGCUUGACGAUGAUGAUCCUAUUGCCGCGCAACAAGCAGAGCCAACAGUUAAACCAUUAAAUCCCCCCCUGGGUGGUCGAACACAAUCAAACUACACCAUAUUCACGUCCCAAGUAUUCUCUUUACUCAAUUUAUCAUCGCCGUCGUCCUCGUUGCACCAUAACAAUAGCUCCAGCAGUCGGUACAACCAAAAAGUUCCUCACUCAUUGGAUCCAAUGGAUUUGAUGGACGAAGGCGGAGGCCCUGGUGGCCAUAGUACAACAUCCCCGCAAGAGGAUGGCUUUGCUGCUUAUAGUACGGCGCUUAGUGUGACAAUAGCGAUCGGCUGUAGUCUCCUUAUUUUGAACGUCCUUAUCUUUGCCGGUGUCUACUAUCAGAGGGACAAGACCCGAUUAAACGAACCCCGCAACCAAACGAAGAAGCGCAACGAGAAUGGUCAAAUGCCUAAUAAUAUUUGCGGUGAUUUGGAGACCCUAACAAUACACACAAAAAGCGAUCCAGGGACUAUAUUAGGCCACCACCAUCCCAUGCAGCACCAUCAGUUGCCUCCGCCAGAAUUUGCUGACAUUCCACACAGAGCGCCACCUCCGCCAAAACAUAUGAAAUCCACCCCAGAUGGGGGAGGAGGUGGCGGUGGAGGAGGAAUGAUGCCACCUUCACAUGCCUUACAAGUGAUGGGCAAUCAGUGUGGCACGUUAACAAAAAAAAGUUGCAUGAAACAGUCAGGCAUGACCAACCAAAGUAAUCAGACGAACCAAAGCAUUAUGGAUGAACUGAGAGUGUGACAUUAAUUAACCGUACGUUUUAAAUGUGAUUUGUAAUUGAUUAUUAUUUGUUAUAUAAAACACCUAUAUUAUUUUUGUAGAACUACAUUUUUAAUUUGUGUAUAUGUACAAGUUUUCGUUUUAGGUUUUAUAGACAAUUUAUGAAUAGAUUUCGAUUGUAAAUUAAUUAUAAUAUGUAUAACCUAAGAGUAGUGAGAUAAAAAACAAAAAGAAAACAUUUUUAAAAUUUUUUAGGGUGAAUAUACUGUUAGUCAAAUUAUUGUUACUUAAUACGUACUUCUUCUUGUCUAAAGUUUUAUGUAGAUCUGUGAAAUUUGUUUCCCGAAAUGUUGAGUUGUUUAAAAAAUUGUAAAUAUUAUAAUUAUUAUAGAUACGAGUGUUCGAACUUUUCAUAAUUCAGAUAAUCCGGUGUUUAGUGAAGAAAACAGUUUUAAUUUAAUUUAUAAAGUUUUUAAUUUU
Molecule: messenger RNA, 5938 nt
Organism: Eupeodes corollae
Lineage: Eukaryota; Metazoa; Arthropoda; Insecta; Diptera; Syrphidae
Gene: Nlg3
Product: neuroligin-4, Y-linked
Exons: 13
Coding region: 2501-5479 (992 amino acids)
Biological process (GO): synaptic vesicle endocytosis; chemical synaptic transmission; presynaptic membrane assembly
Cellular component (GO): cell surface; postsynaptic membrane; synapse
Molecular function (GO): signaling receptor activity; neurexin family protein binding
Source: RefSeq, a predicted model, not a curated record